UCCAUUCUUUAACCUCAGUCUACAGUCUACUGUUUCUGUCUUUGCCAAAUCUCUUGUUGGAUUCAGCUUGAUUGAUUGUAAUGAAUUUGGGGAGCUCAAACAUGGCUGGAGGUGCACUGGAGACGGCCUUCUCUCUCCUGCUGCUUGCCUCUAUUAUACAAGGGCUCCGGGAUGUUGAUCUGUUCCAUAAUGAAACGGUGGAAGCAGUAGUGGGCCAGAACAUUAGCCUACCCUGUAUUGUGAAAAACAGUGCCAAUAUAAAGGUUGUCAAUACUGAAUGGGGUAAGAGAGAAAAUGAAAUCAAAAAGCUGGCUCUGUACACACCAGGUUUUGGAGUCUAUCGGUUUAGGCCUAAUGUAAGCAUCCAGACUGUGUACAAUGAUGCAAAGAACUUCAUGGGCUCCUAUCUACAGCUUUAUGAGGUGGAGAAAGAGAACGGUGGCAUCUAUGUUUGUGAUGUUACAACUUUUCCUUUUGGCUCCAUCAGAGUUGAAACAGUGCUAAAGAUCAAAGAUGUUGUCAGAAUAACGUGUGAUGCAAAUAGCACUGUUGAAGUCCAGUCUGGAGAAAAUGUGACCAUUAAAUGCAAGGUAUCCCCAAUUGCACAGUACAGGUGGACCAAGAAUGAGAAGCUGGUGUCGCAGAGUGAAUCUCUGGAGCUCUGGUGGGUGACUUCUGCUCACGCAGGGGUUUAUACACUGUCUAUCAACACAGGAAACGAAACCCUGCAUGAGAUGUUCAACAUCAUAAUCCUAGCAACCACUACAAGCUCAAGGAGAGAUCUUGUGACAGUGUCGCCAUGGUUUGAUGUAACUGAAGGUCUGAACAAAUCAGCAGACAGCAGCCUUACCACAUCACAGACCACUGAGCUUUCACCCACUGACACUAGUGUAACUUCGACCAUAGGUGUGGCAACUGGUGUAACAGAUAAUAAUCCCAACAAUAACCUCAGCAAUGUUACUAACACAUCCUUCAACAACUUCCACAACUUGACUACAUUAAGUUAUGGUAAAACCAUGUUGGCCAGUGAUGUGACGAGGAAUGACAUGAGUUCAGAGGAGUCCAGCACCUUGGGAAGCAAUAUAACACACUCUUCAAAACCUGGUGCAACCCCAACUUUGAUCACUGGAAGUACAACAGAAGCCAUUGAGGAUAACGAUACUGGACGAAGUCAUCUGUUGUUGGUGUGCAUCAUCGUUCCGAUUCUGGUAUUGAUCGCUGGCAUUCUGUACAGGAGACAUAUCAUAAAGAAGAGGAUGAGUGAACCUCCUCCAUUUAAACCCCCUCCUCCUCCAGUCAGGUACACAGCUACAAGACAACGGAACAAACCGCCAUUCCCCAUCUCAAGGUGUAAUUCAGUAACAGAACUUGACAUGAAACAAGUGUCUAACAUAUAAUGUAAACUGUGUGAACUGUCUUUGCUACAUGCAGAAUCUACUUUCACUUGUGGUCAGUUUCAAACUGCAGCGAAGGCUUGUGCAAUUGUGC
Messenger RNA from Scomber japonicus (chub mackerel), 1488 nucleotides. Its product is annotated as T-cell surface protein tactile. Gene Ontology annotation, biological process: inflammatory response; cell-matrix adhesion. NCBI's taxonomy places the organism in Eukaryota, Metazoa, Chordata, Actinopteri, Scombriformes, Scombridae. The coding region runs from base 81 to 1397 and encodes 438 amino acids. The transcript is spliced from 7 exons. The record is from RefSeq and is a predicted model, not a curated record.